Messenger RNA from Nicrophorus vespilloides, 1299 nucleotides. Its product is annotated as endoplasmic reticulum-Golgi intermediate compartment protein 2. Gene Ontology annotation, cellular component: COPII-coated ER to Golgi transport vesicle; endoplasmic reticulum; membrane. The coding region runs from base 106 to 1251 and encodes 381 amino acids. The record is from RefSeq and is a predicted model, not a curated record. Gene Ontology annotation, biological process: endoplasmic reticulum to Golgi vesicle-mediated transport; retrograde vesicle-mediated transport, Golgi to endoplasmic reticulum. NCBI's taxonomy places the organism in Eukaryota, Metazoa, Arthropoda, Insecta, Coleoptera, Silphidae. The transcript is spliced from 6 exons.
AUUGUACACCAUUGUACACAUCAGUCAUACAUUUAGUUGAUGUAGUGUCCAAUUGUCAAACAGUAUUAUUUGUUUAUGUUUUUUUUCUAAAAAGAAAUCGACAAAAUGGAAAAUGAGAAGAUAGUUAUAAGGUACAGAGGCUCGAAAUUAACAAAGGUGAAAGAACUGGAUCUCUUCCCAAAGAUUGAGGACACCUACAGAGAACCUUCAUCAAUUGGUGGAACAUUGUCAGUCUUCAGUUUCCUGGUAAUUUUUUGGUUAAUUUGCUCGGAGAUACAUUUUUAUUUGGAUAGUAAAUUUGUGUAUCGGUUCUCACCUGACACAGACUUUGAUGGCAAACUUAAGAUCAAUGUUGAUAUUACAGUGGCCAUGCCUUGUAACAAUUUGGGAGCUGACAUUUUAGAUUCAACCAAUCAAAAUGCUUUUAAAUUUGGUAAAUUAAAGGAGGAAAGCACUUGGUUUGAGUUGUCUCCAAAUCAGAAGUUAUUUUUUGACAGCAAGAGACAUUUCAAUUCAUAUUUACGAGAUGAAUAUCAUGCUGUUGUGGAUUUAUUGUGGAAAAGAAGAUUCACUCAGAUGUUCAAUCAAAUGCCAGCUAGAACUGAAAUACCAAAUAGGCCUUUUGAUGCUUGUCGGAUACAUGGAUCAUUGAUUUUAAAUAAGGUAGCUGGAAACUUCCAUAUAACUGCAGGAAAGAGUUUGUCACUACCGAGGGGCCACAUCCAUAUAAGUGCGUUUAUGUCUGAUGCAGAUUAUAAUUUCACUCAUCGCAUUGAUAGGUUGAGUUUUGGAGAUGCCAGUCCAGGCAUCAUUCACCCUUUGGAAGGAGAUGAAUUUGUAGCAAAAAACAAUAUGAUUCUGUAUCAGUAUUUUGUAGAAGUUGUUCCGACUAGUGUUAAAACGUUCUUGACGACUGUAGACACGUACCAAUACAGUGUUAAAGAAUUAACACGACCAAUAGAUCACAAUAAGGGGAGUCACGGAAUGCCAGGGAUAUAUUUCAAAUACGAUGUAGCGGCAUUAAAAGUAACGAUUAGCCAGGAGCGCGAUCAUUUAGGGAUGUUUUUAGCCAAGCUGUGUUCUGUCGUCGGAGGAAUUUACGUUUGCUCAGGUUUCAUAAAUACUUUAAUUCUAUUCUUAACGAAUCUCGUCCUAUGUCGCGCGAAGAAAGACGACGAGGACAAAAGUUACAUCAUCCACGAAUCAAAUUUGGUCUUCGAAGAGAAACCGGCUGCUACGAUUAUUAUGUAAAUCGUUUUUAUUCGCGUGUUGUUCGUUUCUUUUUUUUUUUUUAAAUUA